AUCAUCACAUUUCACAGGCCACUGAGCAUGAGCAAACGUCACUUGCGCUUCGGGAACGAAGAAUCCGCGGCUUGUCGAAGCGCGAUUCUUUGUAAUAUACUGCCUAGAGUUUUUGUUUUAGCUGCCUGGGAGGUUAGACAAAUUUCUUAGGGGUCCACCAAUAAUGACAAAAUUGCUGCGAAAGAGGGAAGAGGAUUGCAGUAGAACUUAAUCGACAGCAGCUUCCCGUUCCAUGAUUCCACCGGGUAACACAUUGCCAAGGAACGUAUGAUAUUCCGACAAAAUGACGACUGUCUUACCGGCAUGGAAGUUAGAACUCAUAGAAAAGAAAAAGAGGAAGGAACAGGACCAUCGACAGAAGGUCGAGCAAGAGAAAUCCCGCAAAGUAUCUAUUCCAGAAUGGAAGCGGUCGCUGUUAGAGAAGAGGAAAGAGGCUGCGAGCGAUUCGCCGGAAACCAAGGAACACGGUAUGUCUGUCAACAGUGUUUUCGGACCAAGAAUUAUACGGAAGACAUCCCAAUUAAAUUUACCGGUCGCGAAUUCAAGCCAGAAACCUGCAGUUAGAGGCGAUUACGAAGAAAGCAAAACAAACAUAUUACAAGAUGUUAACACGGUUCGCGGUGGUUCUUUGUCUUCGAGCCCGGCGGAUGCGAAUAGUUGUGUUACCAAAGCUGUCGAAAUUCCGACAGAAGUUGAACACAAAUCAAACAAACUAAGCACUCGAAAAGAGAUCGAAGAUAACCGCGAAAGUUCUCGGCAAUCAGACGUCGCGGCGCUGAGAGAGGAGUCGAACGUAGCCUUGGAUAUUCAGCAGUCGGAGACAAAGCUUGACAACAAACAUAGCGCAAAGACACCAUCAGUUUUUAGCUAUCGACGAAUGUUUGAACAAUCGGAAACAGAAAGCAAGGAAACUAGUGAGCCGUGCAUCAUUAAAAACACACAAAGUAAAACUCAGGUAGAAAAUCACAAGAGCACUACAGAAAGUACAUUGCGCGCUGUGAGGAGCGAAUCAAAUCCAUCUUCUUCACAAUUGCAAAUUUCGAACAAAAGUUCUGCAGGCAAAGCGCAUUCAAUUCACUCUGAGAAAUCAACACGUUCGCACCCGGAUUCGAACCAGCAAAAUGUAUUCACUCCAAAACCUACGUUUGCUCCCAAACCGUACAAAAGUUUCGUCACUACACCCCCUUGGCUCAAAAAUACCUCACCAAAAAAUAUCACUUUCCAGAUUGGCCGCAAUUCUGUCCAAGAAGACGUUGUGGUAGCUAAUGUAAACACCGAGGUGCAGAGUGCUCCAAAGAAUUUUGACACCUCGGAAAAGAAAAGUUAUGUAAUAGAAUCUGGCGCCAAGGAAAUCAUAACAAAAACUAUUGAAAGUGACGACAAACAGAAAGUCAGUUUUAGUAAUGGCAAUGAUCCAAUACCAAGUGGUGAUGUUUUACAGAAAGAAGAAUCUGUGAAAAAAACUACAGAAGAAACAGUUCUACCAUCAGAAAAAACAGUACAGAAAUAUUCAGUUAUUAAGGAGACAGACUCUAAAGAGGAGCAGUUGACCUCAAAGUCUGACAAAGGUAGUGAGAGUCUGAAGUAUAUUGUGAUAGAUGGUAGAAACCAAGAAGAACCAACUUCUACCAUUGAGAAAAACAAAACUUCAGUUAGUGCAACUUCAGACAGUGUUUCUCAAGUACCUAAUGAAAGUACACAGCAUGAGGAAGGGGAGAACAUUCCCCAUCCAAGUUCUAUUGAAUCAUUGCGGAGUAAGUUUGGUUCCAUUGGGGGUUAUCGAAGGUGGACCUCUUCUGAAGAAAACAUUUUUCUCAAAGGGAGCCAGGCUGAGCAAAGUGAUCAGGUCGUUGUUAUACAUAGAUCUUCAGAGUUAAAGAGACCCCCUCCUCCUACAAAAAGAUGGUCAGCAGACAUUUUAAGUUUGACGUCGCACUCAACUGAUAAUAGUGAGACAUCAAAUUUGUCACCUACUAGUGAAACUAAGAACAUUCCAUCAACGGCCAACCAGCUCAAGAGACCCCCUCCUCCAGUGAAGAGAUGGACAGCAGAUGUUAUAAAUGUGAUGCCACGACAAACUGAUGACAUGUCAGAUUUGUCCCCAAGAAGUGACUCCGGUAAGAAUUCAAUGAUCUCACCAAGCAACAGCCUUAGCAGAGGAAGGUCAUCAUCUCUGUGUGACAUCAGAGAAGAGACAGGCCUAGACUACUUCCAGCACAAAUCAAAUGUUGCUCAGGGAAUAGAACACCGCGUGAACAAGCUGAUAAGAAAGAUGUCUGUCUCAGAGACCCAGCUGAGUGUUGAUGAUGAAGAGUCAGAUUCGACAAGUGAUGAUGACCCUCUUAGCGACCUAGACUUAAAACUAGCAGCAAACAAAGAGAAAGAUGUGCCUGCACCACCGCAAGAUGUCCAACCAGUGUUUGCGAGGAAGCAUAGUGUUUCAAGUGAAAUUGAACACAGGGUGACAGAACUGUUUCAUCGGCAAUUAUCUCAGCAGUCUGAUGCAGAUGCGGAUGAAUCAGAAGGAGAAAAAUCAUCAGAAAGUGAUGCAAAUAUUACUGUUGUCCAGGUAGUGGAUGAUGUUAAAGAGCCAAACCUGAAAACAGAGUCCUUGCCUGUGGUUAGUACCAAACUAGCAAUUGACUUUGAUUCUGCUCCUGUAAAAGACGAUUGUAAUGAGGAAUCUGGUCACAUUGUACCAGAGAGCAAGCCAGUAAGUGGGUCUGUUCAUAAACUGUCAGCACUGUUCGGAUCAAGUAUCUUGAAACCCAAGAAGAAAGACAAAAGUGUGAAUGAAGAAAAAACAAAAGACAAGGCCAGUAAGUCAUCUAAGUUCCAUUCUUCUGAUAGAUCAAACCAGAAGGGUUCAUCUGGAGAUGAUGGUAAAAAGUCUACUCUGUUCAGCAAGUCUCAGAAGUCAGAGGGAAAAUCUGCACAGAAGGACAAGCAACAGUCUAACACAAGCAUUUUUCCUUGGCUGAGAAAAAACGACAAGAAGGAGAGCAUAGGAGGAAAUAAAACAAAAGAACUUCUGGACAAAAAUCAAAAAAAUAGUAGUUCAAGUUCUCCUAACGAAGGUACCGACACUGUGUCAAUUGCUGCAUUUGGCUUGCAACCAGUGCACAAGCCUGUUAAAGUGGAGCAAAGAUUAUUUGGCAAUGUGAAGAUAAUAAGUAAUGCUAGUCAUGAGCAGACUCCACCAAAGGGAGUGUACCAUAAAACCAAACCAAGUGUCCAGAUUUUAGAGCCAGAAAAAGAGAAAAUACCAUCUAAGAAAGCAAAUGAGUCCAAAACAGACAAUAAAGGAACUGAAUCUCAGGUCCCAGCCAUUGUAACACAGUACUGGAAUGGAAAUGAGGAGAGUCGCAGUUCUGAAACAAGUGUGACUGAGUCAGUUCCAAUAACAUCAAUCGAUGAAGUGCCAGUAUCUGCGAUAGAUAUGCCUGAAUCUGGUGACAAUGAUGUCACUGUUUCUGUGAUUGAUGUUCCUGCCUCUCCAGAUAACCGCAGUGCAGGAAAGUUUGCAUUUUUCAAUGGCCACAAAGAAGACAUACCAAAUCCUGAUGAUGACAACGACGUGAGUGUGUCAGUUAUUGACUUGCCGUCGCCAGGCAGCGAGAAGAUAAGUGCCUUUCAAGAUGGUUACUUAGAAGCUGAUGAGUUAUCAGAUGGAAGUGAUACCGAUGAAGUUGAGGGAAGCUACAAUUUUGCCACUGGAGAAAUUACCCAUGUAGUAAAUGGUGACAUUACUCAGGAUGAUGAGGACGAUGAGGAUGAUGAUGACGAUGAAGAUGAGGAUGAUGAUUAUGACGAUGAGGAUGUACCCAUAUCAUACAUAGGAUCAGCCCCUCAAUUUCCUGUCCCAUACGUUGUCUUUGAUUCAGAGCCUGUACAGUUGAAGUCAUGUUUGAGCCCAAAGAUAGAAAGAAAGAAGAUGAACAAAGGAAAAGUUUCUUUCAAGAGCUCACAUACAGUCCAUGACUAUCCAUCAGAGGAAACUGUAACAGCUGCUUAUGAUGAGUAUCACAAAGACAACAAUGUGCAACUGAAAACCUUGCAGAAUUACCAACCAGCUGGCCUGGUCAAUAUGGAAAAGAAUCUUGCACGUGUUGGUGGACAUGAACAAAGGUCGAUAACACCAUCAGCGCCUGUUACCAAUGGUGAUAAAAACUCCCAUGAUAUGCCUGCAAGUAAGAGUCUUCCGGAAAUAAAGUAUGCAGAUGAGGGGCAGGGCUUUACAGAUGCUACAGACAAUGCAAGCGCUCUAUUGUUUUAACUCUUCAGGAUUAUGGUAAUACCGUGUUACUUUCAAAAUAUUUCCCUUGAUUUAGAGAGAAAACAAAACAAUGCUGUGACAAGGAUUUCUGCCCAAAAAAGCUUUCAAUUAACUAGUCAGGCCACACACUGUGUUUGCCUAUUUGAAUUCAAUGAAUUGAUCUUAGGUUUCAUAUCAAACUUCGCAGCCGAUUCAAAGUGGUAAAUAUCGGGAAAAUAGUUGGCAGCCCAAAUGGUGCUGUACUAGGACUGCCAUUGUAGUAACAAGGCAGUUAAAACCAACCGUUUGUCUCUUAUCAGCUUCUUCUUUACACAAAGGAACUCUUUGGUGCUCAGGUUCUUGUAGGUACUAGUAAUUGUCUUCUAACUUUAACAUUGAUAUAGCAAAAUGUACUUUGUGAACAAGUAUUUAUGAAAACCAGCCUACAACAUUGGAGUUGUAAUAAUUAAAAACAUGUUUCUACAGUUCUAGGUUUUGUUCUUUAGCAAAACAGGGGGGGGGGGCAUGCUGAUUUUAUGCAUACAUUUAUGAUUCAUAGUAAGAUACAUAGUAUUGUAUAUGCUACAGAUGAAACGGAAAGAAAAUUCAAUAGCUAAUUGUACAGUGGUGUUAUUUUUCUUUUGCAUUUAAACCAGAUCAGGGAUUAUACAUAGUUUUUGUGAAGAAGAGUGACUUUGUAAUAAUUUAUUCCAAAGUAACUACAGUUGUACAAUAAUUAUUAUUGUGCCCUACUGACACUGCAGUUAUUCUUUAAUGCUGGUCAUUGCGAUAAUCUUUUAUCAGGACACAGGGUACUUUUAUCCAGAUGGAGUACACAGGCCUGUACGCACUUGACUUAAGACAGCUCAAAUAUUAUACAAUGCAACAUUCUUUGCUGUCUCAAAAAGUGUGAUCAGGUUUAAUUAUUAUUUUGACUUUGACUUUAACUAGGACUUUUGACUUUAAUGCUGGUCAUUGUAAUAAUCUUAGUAUUAUCAGGAUACAUCAGUACUUUUAUCAGCAAAGAGUACGUGAAGGCCUGUACCCACUUGUUAUUCAUGUACAGGACAACAUUUUUUGCUGUCUGAAUAAGGCAAGUGUGAACAGCUACAUUAAGGUAACUUUUAAGCUUUUUCUUAUUACUAGACCGUAGAGAACAAUAGGUUUAAUUAUUAUUUUGACUUGGAACUGCACUAUACAUUAAACUAAUUGAAUAUGUUGGUGCAGAAAAUUGAGCUCUUACAAUAGUCACUAAUAUUAUGUGUUUUGAGGACUUUGCAAAGGGCAGUUGAUGCCAAGCUACUGGCGGCAGAUAUAUUUUUUUCAAUAGAGUUCUUACAUAAAUUACACCAAGAGGGUGACAAUACCUUGCUUUUGAAUCACAAAGAAAUAGUGUACAUUAUUCAGGUACAUGUAUCACAAAGAAUAUCAAAUUUAGUUCCAUGUUCAAGAGCCAUGUUAAGCCAGUGUGUUACAUGUGCACUUAUCAUGUGGGUCGUCAUAGCCUAAAACAAAUGAAACAAAAUAUUUUUUUGGUGCAAAAACAAGUUUUACUUUUGAAGAUCUGUUGUUUUGCCAGGUCACCAAAUGAUUUCACAUCUCCUGAGACAAGUAAUUACUUUAAUUGAUGUGAAGUGUACUGUUCAAGUUACACAUUGGUUGAACAUCAUUGGCCACUUACACCUAGACGAAUAAUUAAUCAUCAUAAACAUUUCUGAGACCUUUAAGUUACCAACUAAAUUUAACUCCUGAACAUCCAUUGUCUAAGGGAGACCAUUUUUUGAGGAAUUGCAACUAAAUAAGGAUGUUUGAAACUUUGAAGCACUUCACGCUUUGUUCUUCACUCGUAAUAUAAUGGGUUGAAGAGAUCUCUGGAGAAAUGUUUAAUUUUAUGAUACCAUUGAGAUGUCUGUAUGAUGUAAUAAUUACUAGGGGUAGGUAGCAAUGAAAGAAUUAAUCAAUAAGGUCGAAGGAAAGAAGUGACCUUAAGAUGGUGUAAAUAGUACAAAUUCAAGUCAGUUCUCUGCAUUUUUUUAACACUUGAAAGUGUGUGUGGUUUUAAGCUUUAUUAUUAUUUUUGGAUAAACUUUCAAGUGAUGUAUAGCUGUUCAAAUGCUAAUAAAUGACUGUUAUGACUUAAA
Molecule: messenger RNA, 6396 nt
Organism: Orbicella faveolata
Lineage: Eukaryota; Metazoa; Cnidaria; Anthozoa; Scleractinia; Merulinidae
Source: RefSeq, a predicted model, not a curated record